AAUCAGAGCCGAUUCCCUAGGCAGUAGUCGAUGUCCUAGAAACAGCCGAUAUGUCAACGAUCACACUACCAUUCCUACAGGAUUUACUGAAAGCAGAGUACCCUGAUGUCUCUAUUGAAGAGUAUGAAGGAGCCCCCGGAUCAAAACGGGGUGACAACUAUACUUCAAUGGUAUAUCGGAUCACUCUAAAGGGCCACAGAAACCCAGACACCGAAGAAAAACAACCGUGGACCGGCUCCAUCAUCUACAAAUGCCUGCCAGAAAGUAUUUUACGUCGAGAAGCGUUCAAAAGCGACGAGCUUUUCUGCAACGAAGUGGCAUUUUACAACAAAAUAUGGCCUUCCCUUUCUGCAUUUCAAGAUCAAUGGAAUCUAGCGCAUCCGUUCAAAGCUAUACCUAAGUGUUUUUUGGCACAGAACGAUCUAGUAAUCCUAAAAGACCUAAAGGAACUAGGUUUUGUGAUGCCGGACAGGAGACAGGGUCUGACGGUAGAACAAUGCUAUUUUGUUCUGAAGCAUUUAUCCCAUUUCCACGCUUUGUCUCUCGCUAUGAAGUGUUACAAUCCCGAGGGUUUUUAUGAGCUGUUGAACAUACAGGAUGGGAUUUCAGAAGUAUUCUUCCUAUCCGAAAACGAAGAAUACUACAGAAGCUAUUACACCGAAGCCAUUCAGAACGCCAUAGCCAUGGUAGAACAGGAGCUGCAGGACUGCCCUGACAGAGAGAAGUACCUGGCCAGGUUCAAGAGCUUCUGCAGCGAAGACACCUUCUUCCAGACCAUGGUUGACAUGGUGGCGCCACGAGAACCGCUGGCUGUCAUCUGCCAUGGCGACUGCUGGACUAAUAAUUUGCUGUUCCGAUAUGUUAAUGGCGAUAUUGCUGAAAUGUACAUAGUAGACUUCCAGCUGGCCCGCUACUCGUCCCCCGCCCUGGACCUGGCCUUCCUCCUGUAUCUGUGCCUGGACCGUCAGCAGCGGGCAGAGCACAUGACGUCACUGCUGGAGUACUACACGGAGGAGCUGCACGCUAGAGUAACGGAGAUGAGCGGGGAACAUGCCCUGGAUAGAGAUACGCUUGCGUCUAUGAUCCAAGAAGAGUUCCGAGAGAGCAGUCGCUUCGGUCUCGGCAUUGCGUUGGAUAUGUAUCCCAUUAUGACUUGCGAUAGUGAUGAGGCACCCAACUUAUAUCAAGCCAAGGAGAGUGAAAUAACUCCAUCUCACGAAUGUGUCAAGCCAGUGUGGACUUCAAACGCGGCGUGCAGAAAGAAAAUGGCCGACCUUGUUAUAGAGCUAGUUGAUGAAGGAUUGUUAUGAAAAUAGAUGUUAAUUGGAAUAUUAUAUGCGAAUUUAUUAUCGUAGUUUUAAUUUAAGUUUAUGUGACUAUUUUUAUCCAAUUUAAAGUUGAUUGUGUUUAAAAAUUAUAGUUUUCAUAUUGAUUCUAAAUUCUUUACAUGUAAAGUUAUUUGCGUGUGUUAUGUUUGAAUGUCGAAUGCAUUUGUUGUGAUUAUCAUAUAAUAGUGUAAAAACACUAAUGUUUAUUUUUGAGAAUGGAUGAAACUAUUAUAAUAAAAUGAUUGAGAUUUUAGUAUGGUUGAAAUGAAACAAAAAUAGUCGUAUAUAAACUUUAUUGUAUCAAGUUAAAACACAUACAAUAAAUUUGUGUUAAUCUUA
Messenger RNA from Colias croceus (clouded yellow), 1667 nucleotides. RefSeq lists its product as uncharacterized. The coding region runs from base 51 to 1310 and encodes 419 amino acids. NCBI's taxonomy places the organism in Eukaryota, Metazoa, Arthropoda, Insecta, Lepidoptera, Pieridae. The transcript is spliced from 6 exons. The record is from RefSeq and is a predicted model, not a curated record.